AGCGACCGAUUUGGAGGGCUGUUCUUUUCUCAAUCUUUCUUGCUGAAGAAGAGAACUGAGUGAACGACAGAAGCGGUUUGCGAAGAAAACCAACGCGAGGGAUCGCAAUGUCGACGAAGCUGCAGCUGCUGUUGGUCGCGUUGCUGGUGGCGGUUCUAAUAGUGGACGUGUCAUCUGUUCAGCGCAGACGAAAAUAUCGGCGUCGCACGACCACAACAGAGGCACCCGUGCAAGAUGAGAUCAUGAACAUGCUGGAGGCUGACGAAAUAGCCGAGGAGGCGGCGACGGCGGAGGAGGCUGAGGUCAUUCUUGAAAAUGGCAGAAACGAGCUUGGAUCGAAGCAGGAGCGUUUGCUCCAGGACCCGUGCAUGGACAAGCACUGCGGCGCUGGUCGUGUUUGCAAGAGUACGGAGGAGGGCACGGCCGAGUGCGUUUGCGUGGAGCUCUGCAACCAGGAGGUCGAUCCGCGUCGCAAGGUCUGCACCAACUACAAUGAGACCUUGGGCAGCGACUGUGAGGUCUAUCAAGCGCGUUGUUUCUGCGACACCGGUGACGCCAGGUGCAGAGGUCCCGACUAUCAACAUGUUCACAUCGUUUACUAUGGCGAGUGCCGACAGAUGCCUAUGUGCAAGGAAGAGGACAUGGCCGACUUUCCAAGGCGAAUGCGCGACUGGCUAUUCAACAUCAUGCGCGAUUUGGCAGACCGUCAAGAGUUGUCAUCGCAUUAUCUGAAGAUGCAGCGCGAAGCUGAGACCAAUCACACUUUGCGCUGGACGAACGCAGCUAUUUGGAAGUGGUGCGACUUGGACGGCCAUCCACAUGACCGAACGGUGUCUAGACACGAGCUUUUCCCGAUUAAGGCGCCCUUGAUGGCCCUUGAACAUUGCAUCGCGCCUUUCCUUGAUUCCUGUGACAUCAAUAACGAUCACAAGAUCACGUUGAUUGAAUGGGGCAAAUGCCUACAACUCGACGAGGACGACAUAGAAGAAAAGUGCGAUGAACUAGCGGAGGCAAAUCAUCAGGAGCAAUAGUAGAGAAUCCGAGCCGGGAUCUGAAGCUCGCACGUUGCGGCAGAGCAAAACACGAUUAUUGUUUAAAAAUUUUUUAUGAGAGACAGACACACACUUCUAAUCAGUUUUCGAAAUUUCGAAUCACCCACGACAUUUUGCUGCCGCAACGUGCUACGCUUGGAAAGUCAUCCGGAAAAGUCAGCAUAUGAGAGGGACAACAACAGCACGAGCGACGCGGAAUGGGACGCGCCGGGCGAGCAGAAUAACGGACGGUGAGGGUCGGCGAGCGGGAAUAGCCGGGGAGGACGCGAAGGACGCAGGUGACGCGCAGGGCAGGCUAGGGCAGAGGAACGGCGAGACGAGGGACGGCGGCUGGGUAAAAAUGGCGGGAAAAAUCCCCGCCAACGCGCGCGCGCGCGCGCAAGGGGGCGCCAGCGCGCAGGUUCCGCGCGCAUCGACGAGUCGAUACCGCGCGGACGAGAGAGGCAUCGUCGUCGAUGCUGAUAUGGCACUCGAGGCCUGCCAACCGACAAUUAACCGAACAAUUCGACGCCUCAAUAAUACAGGCGCCGUUAUCAUCGUCCGAGACAGCGAGAUUCGCGAUCACAGGCCCGAUAUCGUGGUCCGGGUUGCGGGGAGAAAUUCGAAUUUCCGCGUAAUCGAACGCCCUCGCUCGUCGAUGCUCUUCGAUAUUUAGAAUCGCAUGAUGCAAUUAAUUCGAAUUUAAGCGUCAACCGAAUGCGAUACGUGAUUCACGUAUAUAAACGUAUAGAAAAUGUCUACUUCGCGCGCGCGGAAGCAAACGGCGAGACCUAUGGGAAACAAUUACGAAAGCAAUUUCCAUUACGAGGAUCGUUUGGAUGCUUUGAAUUCGAAUAAUACGCGAGCGUGUUUCAAUUAUGAGCGUAUAUAUAAACGAAAACUUGCUCGGGCUGCGGAUAGAAGGGAUAUAUACAUCGUCCGUUCCUUGAAGGGAGAGGCAGAUUCGUUUGUACAAUAUGUUUAUAUAAUCGCGAGGCUAAAAAUAAACGCAGCGGGAUGCUUUAUCGACGAAUGAGCAAAUUCUGAAAUGUUUGAAUAGCGUCACGGGGGUGGAUAUUUACAUUUAUUACGUGCCAUUUCAUAAUCACUCUACCGAAAAUCCGCGAAACGUUCGCUCCGCCGUUCGACAAUCAGCGAAAUGUCAAGACGUUUAGAUAAAGUUCUUUCUCUAAGAAAGGAUAUUGCCGGUGUGCUGUAUUAUAUCACGGAAGAUUCGAGAUGAAAAUGGCCGACUCGUUCGUGCUUCCUUAUAUAGUAUAAUUUAUGCAGCCUCGUAGAGCGCACGAUUUUUCUAUAUACGAUCACUUUUUGUAAUGAAAUCACACACUGCCUUUUUCCGUCAAUAAAGAGAAGUAAUACUGUC
Messenger RNA from Cyphomyrmex costatus, 2415 nucleotides. It is a transcript of the gene SPARC, whose product is annotated as secreted protein, acidic, cysteine-rich. The transcript has 6 exons. Gene Ontology annotation, biological process: anatomical structure development. Gene Ontology annotation, molecular function: collagen binding; calcium ion binding; extracellular matrix binding. NCBI's taxonomy places the organism in Eukaryota, Metazoa, Arthropoda, Insecta, Hymenoptera, Formicidae. Bases 108 to 1031 code for a protein of 307 amino acids. The record is from RefSeq and is a predicted model, not a curated record.